This is a messenger RNA of Symphalangus syndactylus (siamang), 9853 nucleotides long. It is a transcript of the gene SLC7A11, whose product is annotated as solute carrier family 7 member 11. Gene Ontology annotation, cellular component: membrane. NCBI's taxonomy places the organism in Eukaryota, Metazoa, Chordata, Mammalia, Primates, Hylobatidae. Gene Ontology annotation, biological process: amino acid transmembrane transport. Gene Ontology annotation, molecular function: L-amino acid transmembrane transporter activity. The record is from RefSeq and is a predicted model, not a curated record.
AAUGCUGGAGCCUUCUCAUGUGGCUGAUGCAAACCUGGAGAAUUUGCAUCAUCAUUUAGCUGUAGUAAGUUGGUGUGACAGGCAGGCGCUUAAAUACAAGCCCACGAGGAAGCUGAGCUGGUUUGUAAUGAUAGGGCGGCAGCAGCAGCAGCAGCAGCAGUGGUGGAACAAGGAGGUGGAGAAUUGAGAGCACGAUGCAUACACAGGUGUUUCUGAGUAGUAAUUAGAUCGCUGUGAAGGAAAAAGCACACCUUUGAGUUUUCACCUGUGAACACGAUAGCGCUGAGAGAGACAGUCUGAAAGCAAAGAAAGCAAAGAGGAAGACAUCGAUCAGUAACACCAAGAGACACCAAAGUUGAAAGUUUUGUUUUCUUUCCCUCUGUUUUAUUUUUCCCCCGUGUGUCCCUACUAUGGUCAGAAAGCCUGUUGUGUCCACCAUCUCCAAAGGAGGUUACCUGCAGGGAAAUGUUAACGGGAGGCUGCCUUCUCUGGGCAACAAGGAGCCACCUGGGCAGGAGAAAGUGCAGCUGAAGAGGAAAGUCACUUUACUGAGGGGAGUCUCCAUUAUCAUUGGCACCAUCAUUGGAGCAGGAAUCUUCAUCUCUCCUAAGGGCGUGCUCCAGAACACAGGCAGCGUGGGCAUGUCUCUGACCAUCUGGACGGUGUGUGGGGUCCUGUCACUAUUUGGAGCCUUGUCUUAUGCUGAACUGGGAACAAGUAUAAAGAAAUCUGGAGGUCAUUACACAUAUAUUUUGGAAGUCUUUGGUCCAUUACCAGCUUUUGUACGAGUCUGGGUGGAACUCCUCGUAAUACGCCCUGCAGCUACUGCUGUGAUAUCCCUGGCAUUUGGACGCUACAUUCUGGAACCAUUUUUUAUUCAAUGUGAAAUCCCUGAACUUGCAAUCAAGCUCAUUACAGCUGUGGGCAUAACUGUAGUGAUGGUCCUAAAUAGCAUGAGUGUCAGCUGGAGCGCCCGGAUCCAGAUUUUCCUAACCUUUUGCAAGCUCACAGCAAUUCUGAUAAUUAUAGUCCCUGGAGUUAUGCAGCUAAUUAAAGGUCAAACACAGAACUUUAAAGACGCCUUUUCAGGAAGAGAUUCAAGUAUUACGCGGUUGCCGCUGGCUUUUUAUUAUGGAAUGUAUGCGUAUGCUGGCUGGUUUUACCUCAACUUUGUUACUGAAGAAGUAGAAAACCCUGAAAAAACCAUUCCCCUUGCAAUAUGUAUAUCCAUGGCCAUCGUCACCAUUGGCUAUGUGCUGACAAAUGUGGCCUACUUUACGACCAUUAAUGCUGAGGAGCUGUUGCUUUCAAAUGCAGUGGCAGUGACCUUUUCUGAGCGGCUACUGGGAAAUUUCUCAUUAGCAGUUCCGAUCUUUGUUGCCCUCUCCUGCUUUGGCUCCAUGAAUGGUGGUGUGUUUGCUGUCUCCAGGUUAUUCUAUGUUGCGUCUCGAGAGGGUCACCUUCCAGAAAUCCUCUCCAUGAUUCAUGUCCGCAAGCACACUCCUCUGCCAGCUGUUAUUGUUUUGCACCCUUUGACAAUGAUAAUGCUCUUCUCUGGAGACCUCGACAGUCUUUUGAAUUUCCUCAGUUUUGCCAGGUGGCUUUUUAUUGGGCUGGCAGUUGCUGGGCUGAUUUAUCUUCGAUACAAAUGCCCAGAUAUGCAUCGUCCUUUCAAGGUGCCACUGUUCAUCCCAGCUUUGUUUUCCUUCACAUGCCUCUUCAUGGUUGCCCUUUCCCUCUAUUCGGACCCAUUUAGUACAGGAAUUGGCUUCGUCAUCACUCUGACUGGAGUCCCUGCAUAUUAUCUCUUUAUUAUAUGGGACAAGAAACCCAGGUGGUUUAGAAUAAUGUCAGAGCGAAUAACCAGAACAUUACAAAUAAUACUGGAAGUUGUACCAGAAGAAGAUAAGUUAUGAACUAAUGGACUUGAGAUCUUGGCAAUCUGCCCAAGGGGAGACACAAAAUAGGGAGUUUUACUUCAUUUUCUGAAAGUCCAGAGAAUUACAACUUUGGUGAUAAACAAAAGGAGUCAGUUAUUUUUAUUCAUAUAUUUUAGCAUAUUCAAACUAAUUUCUAAGAAAUUUAGUUAUAACUCUCUGUAGUUAUAGCAAGUGAAUAUGCAGUUAUUCUAUGAGUCGCACAAUUCGUGAGUCUCUGAUACCUACCUAUUGGGGUUAGGAGAAAAGACUAGACAAUAACUAUGUGGUCAUUCUCUACCACAUAUGUUAGCCCGUCAAAGAACCUUCAAACUGAAGACUGAGAUUUUUCUGUAUAUAUAGGUUUUGUAAAGAUGAUGGUUUUACACACUAUAGAUGACUAUACUGUGAAAAGUGUUUUCAGUUCUGAAAAAAAAAGCAUACAUCAUGAUUAUGGCCGAGAGGAGAGAAAGAAAUUUAUUUUACAUUGACAUUGCAUUGCUUCCCCUUAGAUACCAAUUUAGAUAACACUCAUGCUUUAAUGGAUUAUACCCAGAGCAUUUUGAACAAAGGCCAGUGGAGAUUGUUGAAUAAAUUAAAGAAGAGUUUCUAGGGGCUACUGUUUAUGGGACACAUCCAGGAGUUAUGUUUGUUUGAGUAAAAAUCCUUGAGAAUUUAUUAUGUCAGAUGUUUUUUUCAUUCAUUAUCAGGAAGUUUUAGUUAUCUGUCAUUUUUUUUUUCACAUCAGUUUGAUCAGGAAAGUGUAAGUGUGUAACACAUCUUAGAGCAAGAGUCAGUUUGGUAUUAAAUCCUCAUUAGAACAACCACCUGUUUCACUAAUAACUUACCCUGAUGAGUAUAUCUAAACAUAUGCAUUUUAAACCUUCAAAUUACAUUAUCAACAUGAGAGAAAUCACCAACAAAGAAAAUGUCCAAAAUAGUCCUAUAUCUGUAAUCAUAUCUACAUGCAAUGUUGGUAAUUCUGAAGUUUUUUAAAUUUAUGGCUAUUUUUACACGAUGAUGAAUUUUGACAGUUUGUGCAUUUUCUUUAUACAUUUUCUGUUAAAAUAUCUCUUCAGAUGAAACUGUCCAGAUUAAUUAGGAAAAGGCAUAUAUUAACAUAAAAAUUGAAAAAGAAAUGUCACUGCUAAAUAAGAUUUACAACUGAUGUUUCUAGAAAAUUUCCACUUCUAUAUCUAGGCUUUGUCAGUAAUUAUCAUUCAACUUGCAAAAGAGAUAACUGAUGAGAAGAAAAUUGAAAGAAUGAGAAUCUGUGGAUAAGUGUUUGUGUUCAGAAGAUGUUGUUAUGCCAGUAUUAGAAAAUAUUGUGGGCCGGGCAUGAUGGCUUACAUCUGUAAUCCCAGCACUUUGGGAGGCCAAGGCAGGUGGAUCACCUGAGGUUGGGAGUUCUAGACUAGCCUGACCAACAUGGAGAAACCUCGUCUCUACUAAAAAUACAAAAUUAGCUGGGCAUGAUGGCAUAUGCUGGUAAUCUCAGCUAUUCAGGAGGCUGAGGAAGGAGAAUUGCUUGAACCCGGGAGGCAGAGGUUGCAGUGAGCCGAAAUUGCACCACUGCACUCCAGCCUGGGUGACAACGUGAGACUCCAUCUCCAAAAAAAAAAAUAAAAAAAUGUGUAUGUGUGUGUGUGUGUGUGUGUGUAUAUACAUAUAUAUGUAUAUGUAUACAUAUACACAUAUAUAUGGAGAUGUGUAUAUAUCCAUAUAUACAUAUACAUAUAUACAUAUAUAUGUGUAUAUACAUAUAUACGUGUGUAUAUACAUAUAUAUGUAUACACACACACACACACACACAUAUAUAUACGGUGGAACUUACAAAUUUGUGAGAGCAAUAUAAUGAUGAAAUUUUGAACUGUUAUUUAUAAACAUCUAAGGUAAAAUGGUUAGUCAUGACCAGAGUAUGUUUCAUCCUUUAAUUUUUGUCCAUUUGAAAAUAAGGAUUUUUGAAAGAAUUAUACCAAUUAAAAUUAUUAAAGGCAAACAGAAAAUUGUCCAAAGUAGAAAUGAUGACCUAUCAUUUGGAGCAUUUCCAAUUCAGUAAUUUCAAUUUUGCUCUUGAAAACAUUUAAUAUAUAUCCAAGACUGACAUUUCUUUAGCUGAACCUAACGUUUGGGUCUCUAAGUGAAUUUAUAAUAACUUCUUCCUUCCUUAGCAUAUGGUUUUCAAAAUUUGAUUUAUAAUUCCUAUUUCUGGUAAAUAUCGUUCAUUUGUCCACAUCUCUCCCUAUCAUAUGUUACUGGAGGUAAGAAUUUCUUUUAUAUUCCUAUUUUUUUCCCCCAUAGACUAGGCUCAUAGAAUUUAAACAAGCAAAUUUUCCUGAGCUUUUUCUUGCUGAAUGAAAGAAGACUGGUAAAUUCUCAUAGAGAGGUUUGCAUAGUUGUUGGCUCUUCCUGGGGUUAAUGUGCUUAUAUUCACGUGGCAAAUUGGUCUCAGAAUUUAAUUUAUUUAUUUUUGAUUUGAAUUUCUUUUUAAAAGUAUCAAUUUAAAAGGUAACUAGAAUUAUUCUUUCUCAUUUUCAAGAGUGAUUUUUGCAUUAUUAAAUUUCCCUGCCAUUGUAAUGCCAUUUUAAGCAGAAAAAAAGUCAGCCAGUAAUUAAGAAAAAAGGUGAUGGAGAUUAAGUAGUAUUUUGGCUUAUUUUUAGGACUCAUGAUGAGAAGACACAGAGUUCCUUUAAUCAGGAAAUUAAUAUCCAUAAUUUUCAUUCAAAAUUGUAGUAUGUAAAGAAGAUUCUCAUUCAAAAACUCUCCUAAACACUUAUUUAUAUAUGUUUUUAUAUAAGUAAAAUUUUUCUCAUAUUUUUAUAUGAUAUGCACACACACACAUGCACAUACUACUUACUACAUGUGCAGUACUUGUACUUUGUACCAUGCAUAUUCAAAUGUUUAUAUACAUAAGCUUAUUAUAACAUAAAAAGUAAAAGUAAUGAAUACUGUUUAAAAUAACUAAUAUAGUAUUUUUUAAUUUUUGUGGGGAUGGAUUCUCAAAUACUUAAUUGUGAUUUUAAAAGAUCCAGUAAAGACUUCUAAAGCUAAAACACAAUUUGAUUUUAAAAAGAAUGAUUCUCCUUACACAAUUAUAAAUAUUUGCAGUAAAUAUUUUCCUCAUAAUACUGUUUUGACCCCAUUUAAAAAGUAUUAGAUUCCUUUGAUCAAAUGAAAACUGAACCUUAUAAAUGGUUAGCUGAAAGUAGACCUUAUUCUUGUCCUUCUUUAGAAGAGUAAAGAUUUGUCCUAGGGAAGAUGGCUGACUUCGGUUCCAAACAUGUAUAUGCAUUUAGACUGUAGCUCCUCAGCCAUGUGGACACAAAAUUUGGACAGCUUAUUAGGUUACAUUAGCAAUGCAUGGUGGUUUCUCCAACACUAAGAUAUUCACGUUGAAACAGAUUUCCUGUUCGUCUUAUGUGUCUAGUAAAAUUGUUUCCCCAAUUACAAUUUGACAUAUCAAUAGAGGGUUAACAAGAGUAUAAUUACAUAGCAGAAUUCCUCAUGAACUAUAAUCAGUCUACAGGAAAAUCAUUAUUUUAUCUUGAUUAGCAGAUGAAUAUACUGCUAAGAAAAGGAGCAACUCUGACCUUUGUUAAAGUUGAUCUUUUGUAAUUGAGGUAUAAGCUUUGUAAAGAUAAAAAAACUGAAGGCCAGAGAAUCAGGAAAUGAAAGAUAGUAUGUGACUGAAGGUAACAAUAUUUUAAUGUUAUGCAAUAUAGUCAGAGAAAUAUUAAAAAUUAGUUGUUUGCUGUGCAUAGGUGGAUCUCGCAAGAAGCUAAUGAAGCCUAAGCUUCAGUGCCUCUCACUUAGACAUGUUCCAUUCGAGGUCCUGAACCUAACUUUGCAUUAGGAAUUCUGUACUAAUUUUGUUGAAGAAGACCAGCAAAGUUGUGUAUACUUCUACCCCCACAAAAUCUGCAUUGUCCAUGUGAGUAAAGUAAAAUAAUUCCUGUUAUUUUUUUCUAUUAGAAAUAAGUAUGGAGGAUAUAUUUUUAAAAAUUUAUGAGUUAAUUGAAAUAUCCAUAUAUAACAAGUGGCUUUCUCACAAUAUAUAUGGUGUGAUAUAUAGAGAGAUAGUUUCACUUUCAUCAUAUUUUAUAUGUUGAUUCUGAACUAUAGAAAAAUAAUAAAUGGGACUUUAAUUAUAGCUCUUUUUCUUAGUUUGGAAAGAAAUAUAGAGAUGUGGGAUUUGAAUGCCCAUGAAAGACAUUUUAUUUUACUUGAAUAUAUUCUUGCUUCAUUUUACCCUCCAUAAUAUGUUGUACAUUAGUGCUGAUCAAGUUUACAGAGUUACAUUUUGCUUUCCUAACCAUUCAAAGUCAGGAAUUAAAAUAUGGCAUCGUAUAACUGGGAAGAAGCUCAUAGUGGAUGUAGAGUAGAUAAUGGGUCACCUUGAUAGCUUCUGUUUACAUUACUUGUAUAUGGGCAAAAUAAUUAUUACCUAUAUGUGUAUUUAAGCUUAAUUUUCAUAUAAACAGUAUUUUAAAUCUAUGUUAAAAUAGAUAAUAUCUAAAAGUGUGAUCUCUAGGUAGUCGUUAGUUUAUUAGUAUUGUACUUUAAAAAGAUUUUUAAAUAGGUCUGGCGCGGUGGCUCAUGCCUGUAAUCCCAGCACUUUGGGAGGCUGAGGCGGGCGAAUCACCUGAGGUCAGGAGUUUGAGAUCAGUCUGGCCAACAUGAUGAAACCCUGUCUCUACUAAAAAUAUAAAAAUUAGCCGGACGUGGUGGCAGGCGCCUGUAAUCCCAGCUACUCGGGAGGCUGAGGCAGGAGAAUCACUUGAACCUGAGGGGCAGAAGUUGCAGUGAGCCGAGAUCGCAUCAUUGCACUCCAGCCUGGGGGACAAGAGUGAGACUUCGUCUUAAAAAAAAAAAAAAAAGAUUUUUAAAUAAUAGCUAAAAGUAUGAUCUCUAGGUAGUCCUUAGUUUAUUAGUACUGUACUUAAAAAUGAUUUUUUAAUAGUCAAUUUUGGGAGAUAAUUAUUUUCCUUGUAUUUUCCAAUUAGUUGGUGUCUAAAAAUAAAUGUUUUGUCUAAUUUUAGAUCAGGUAUACAUUCACAAAAGCAUAACUCAUAGUCUCACAGGAAAUUCACAAAUUUUCCAUAUGUUGUGAGAUAACUGUCCUUUCUACAACCUCAUCACAAUGAAUUUAUAUAGUUACCUAGAUUUUCUUAGUGUGAAUCUACCAAUUAAUUUUCUUGGUAGUUAUUUUUUUCCCUCCUCUCUGUUACUAUUGGCCUUGAAAUACACACAGGAUGGUUACAGUGUCCUAAUAGCUAUUUGUUACAUGUGUGUGUUUCAGCGUACUUGAAUCAAGUGUACAUUUAUAGUACCAAUAACCGCCUUUACAGCUUUACAGUUAACAAUUCUCUCACAAAACUGUAGAGCAUUAGGCAUCUGAGAGCCAUACAGAGGGCCACACUUGUUCCAAAGCGAACAUAUUUUUUUCUCCUCAACAUAUACACUACUGAUUUUUUUUAAAAGUAUGACUUUCAAGUGAAUUAAUGUAUUGGUUAGGAGAACUGCUUGUUAAGUCCUUAUUACCUCUUGUUGAAGCCUCAAAAGGCCGUGCUGAAAGCCAGAGGGGAAAAAAAGAGUAAUGCACAGAUAUCUCUUUUGCAGUGGUGUCUGUAUUUUGAGUACCUUGUGUGACAGGGUAUUGUGUACAGCAUCUUGUGGGAAAACCUAUUAGGCCUUUGCAUGUUAAAGCUGUAUAAUUUGUUGGGUUGUGAGUGGUCUGACUUAAAUGUGUAUUAUAAAAUUUAGACAUCAAAUAUUCCUAAUUAACUUUAUUAGAUGCAUACUUGGAAGCACAGUCAUAUCACACUGGGAGGCAAUGCAAUGUGGUUACCUGGUCCUAGGUUUGAACUGUCUGAACUGUCUUAUUUCAAAGGAUUUCUGAAUUAAUUUUUCCCUAGAAUUUCUCCUUCAUUCCAAAGUAGAAACAUACUUUGAAGAAUGAAACAGAUUGUUCCCAUGAAUGUAUGCUUAUACUCGACUAGAAAUGAUCUAUGUUAAAUGACUGUGUAUAUGAAUUAUUUCAAGUACUACCCCAAAGAACUUUCUUAUUGCUCUGAAAGAAGAAAAGCAAUGUAAAUCACUAUGAUUAUUGCACAAACCACAAGAAUUCUUCAACAAUUUUAAGUAAUCUGAUCCUCUUCUUGGAGAAAAUUGUUACCUAAUAGUUUUUCCUUAUGAAUGUUAUUACUACUGGUAUAAAUCAAAUUUCUAUAAAUUUCCUACUUAAGUCUUAAGAACUGGGUUCUUCCUUUGAUGUUAUUCAUGUUCAGAAAGGAAAUAACACUUUACUGUUUUAGGACAAUUCCUAGAAUCUAUAGUAGUAUCAGGACAUAUUUUGCUUUAAAAUAUAUUUUGGUUAUUUUGAAUACAGACAUUGGCUCCAAAUUUUCAUCUUUGCACAAUCGUAAUGAGUUUUCACUAGAACUUCUCAGCAUUCAGGAACUUUGCAAAUAUAAGCAUCAUACGUGUUAAGACUGUAUCAUUUAAUGCUAUGAGAUACAUUGUUUUCUCCCUAUGCCAAACAGGUGAACAAACGUAGUUGUUUUUUACUGAUACUAAAUGUUGGCUACCUGCGAUUUUAUAGUAUGCACAUGUCAGAAAAAGGCAAGACAAAUGGCCUCUUGUACUGAAUACUUGGGCAAACUUAUUGGGUCUUAAUUUUCUGACAGGAUUUGACUCAAUAUUUGUAGAGCUUGCGUAGAAUGGAUUACAUGGUAGUGAUGCACUGGUAGAAAUGGUUUUUAGUUAUUGACACAGAAUUCAUCUCAAGGUGAAUCUUUUAUGUCUUUUUAUCGUAAGCAUAUCUGAAUUUACUUUAUAAAGAUGGUUUUAGAAAGCUUUGUCUAAAAAUUUGGCCUAGGAAUGGUAACUUCAUUUUCAGUUGCCAAGGGGUAGAAAAAUAAUAUGUGUGUUAUGUUUAUAUUAACAUAUUAUUAGGUACUAUCUAUGAAUGUAUUUAAAUAUCUUUCAUAUUCUGUGACAAGCAUUUAUAAUUUGCAACAGUGGAAUCCAUUGAGCCCAGUGGGAAAGUCUUGGAACUCAGGUUACCCUUGAGUGAUAAUGCUGGCAGCCAUCUCUUUGAUCUGUGCUUAAACUGUAAUUUAUAGACCAGCUAAAUCCCUAACUUGGAUCUGGAAUGCAUUAGUUACGACCUUGUACCAUUCCCAGAAUUUCAGGGGCAUCGUGGGUUUGGUCUAGUGAUUGAAAACACAAGAACAGAGAGAUCCAGCUGAAAAAGAGUGAUCCUCAAUAUCCUAACCGGUCCUCAACUCAAGCAGAGUUUCUUCACUCUGGCACUGUGAUCCUGAAACUUAGUAAAGGGGAUUGUGUGUAUUUUAUACAAAUUUAAUACAAUGUCUUACAUUGAUUGAUAAAUUCUUAAAGAGCAAAACUGCAUUUUAUUUCUGCAUCCACCUUCCAAUCAUAUUAGGAGAACUAAGAUAUUUAUCUAUGAAGAUAUAAAUGAUGCAGAGACACUUUCAUCUGUGGAUUGCAUUGUUUCUUAGGGUUCCUAGCACUGAUGCCUGCACAAGCAUGUGAUAUGUGAAAUAAAAUGGAUUCUUCUCUAGCUAAAUGAUUUCCCUCUGGGGAGAGUUCUGGUACUGCAAUCACAAUGCCAGAUGGUGUUUAUGGGCUAUUUGUGUAAGUGGUAAGAUGCGAUGAAGUAAGUGUGUUUUCAUCUUUUGGAAACUCUUGAUGCAUGUGCUUUUGUAUGGAAUAAAUUUUGGUGCAAUAUGAUGUCAUUCAACUUUGCAUUGAAUUGAAUUUUGGUUGUAUUUAUAUGUAUUAUACCUGUCAUGCUUCUAGUUGCUUCAACCAUUUUAUAACCAUUUUUGUACAUAUUUUACUUGAAAAUAUUUUAAAUGGAAAUUUAAAUAAACAUUUGAUAGUUUACAUAAUAAAUAUCAUGUUUUGCUUUC